GCAACUCAUAGAGAGCCAAGCCAAGUGAACUACAAGUGAAGCAAGCAAACAAAAGCCUACAGCUUCUCAGUUCUAUCUCAUAGUCAGAAAUUGGAAGAUGGUGAACACUAUGGCAUUCAUGGGGCAUCAAUGGGCUCAACAGCAUCAAGCAGGAGCUGGAAUGAGCCAAAUAGGCUUCGCCAUGGCCAUCGCCGCCUCUAUGGUGGUUAUGACCAUGUUUCAACAAUUUCUCACAACCCAACUCAGAGGCUAUGUUGAGAAAUGGAUUCACAAACUGGUUAAUUCCGUGAACCCUUUUGUCAAAAUCAAAUUCCAUGAAGAUACCUUCACCGGCGGACCCAAAAACCACGAAGCUUUCUCCGCCAUCGAGACCUACCUCAGCGACCACUGUGCCUCUCAAGCCCCUCGCCUCAAGGCCAACGCUGUUCGCGACAUCCAAACUCCUGUCCUCUGUGUCGACGACGGCGUCGAGGUCUCCGACGACUUCGAAGGCAUCAAGGUUUCUUGGAAUCUCAUCGUCGAGAGCGAAAAAAAUGAUUCCUUCCGCGGCGGCUCGAAGAAGAACAAGCACUAUUCGCUUAAUUUUCGGAAAAUGAACCGUGAAAUCGUCGUCGGGAAGUACUUGAAGCAUGUUAUGGAAAAGGGGAAAGCUGCGGCGGCUAGAAAUCGGCAGAGGAAACUGUAUUCCAAUAGUUCUAGUGAGCAUGGAACUUACUGGAACUAUAUCAUGGAAUUCGAUCAUCCCGCCUCGUUCGAUACUAUUGCCAUGGAGGAGAGCAAGAAGCAGAACAUUAUCGCUGAUCUGAGAUCGUUUUCUGAAUCGAGAGACUACUAUCGGAGAAUUGGAAAGCCCUGGAAAAGAGGGUACCUUCUGCACGGACCUCCCGGAACCGGGAAGUCCACGAUGAUUGCAGCGAUGGCGAAUGAGUUGAAUUACGAUGUGUACGACCUCGAAUUGACUGCGGUUACAAGCAACGCUAACCUGAAGAAGCUGUUGAACAGAACCCCCUGCAAUUCUAUUCUUGUGAUUGAAGACAUUGAUUGCUCGAGCGACAUUUCGGGUCUGAGGGAGAAGAAACUGAACGAUGACAAGGACAAGGACAAGGAAAAGGUCAAGUUCGAGAAAGUGACGCUCUCUGCGCUUCUGAAUUGCAUCGAUGGACUAUUCUCGGCGAACGAGGGUGGGAGAGUGAUGGUAUUCACGACGAAUCACGUCGAGAAGCUCGACCCGGCACUCAUUCGGAGGGGAAGAAUGGACAAGCACAUUGAGUUGUCAUUUUGUAGGUUUGAAGCUUUCAAGGUUUUGGCAAAAAACUAUUUGGGUAUUGAGAAUCAUGAAUUGUUUCCCCAAAUUGAACGGUUGUUGAAGCAGACCGACAUUACUCCGGCCGAUGUGGCGGAGAAUUUGAUUACGAAGAACGCCGAUGAGGGUUCUGCUCGUGCUUGCUUGCGGACAUUGAUCGAUGUUUUAGAGAAGAAAUUGGAGGAAGAUAAAGUGAAGUUGUUGAAGGCUGAAGAGAAAGCAGAGCUGGUGGAGCCACCCAAGAUAGCAGUGAAAGAGAAUGGAACAUGUAUCAAGGAGAAUGGGCAUGUGCUAUUAAGUGUUCAAGUGUAAUUGUUCUAUUAUGUGCUAGUGAUCUAGCGGGUUUGGAAUUCUCAGUUUACUGCGUUUGUUGUAGCAGUGCUAUGUUUAUCAAUGAAAUAAGAUGUUCUGUUUUGUUCUCUGCUC
Camellia sinensis is the source of this 1729-nucleotide messenger RNA. RefSeq names its product AAA-ATPase At3g28580. Gene Ontology annotation, molecular function: ATP hydrolysis activity; ATP binding. The record is from RefSeq and is a predicted model, not a curated record. Lineage: Eukaryota; Viridiplantae; Streptophyta; Magnoliopsida; Ericales; Theaceae.